AUGGGCUCGCUGGGCUGCAAAAUCAACCCGGACCGCCCCCUCGACUGCGACGGGCUCUGGGUCUCGCUCGCGUACGGCGGCCGCCAGGCCUACCUGCAGCGGCUGGACCAGUCGGCGGGCGCGCAGGACAUCGGCUACGACGGCUGGAACUUCGGCAUGGAGCUCGAGCAUGUCGACGCCUCCCGCUGCAGCCAUCGUCUCCUGCACCCGGAGCAGGGGGCUCGCCGGCCGCUCAGCGCCGCCAACCGCAUCGGCUUCCUGUCCACCUGCCUGGACCGGCCGGACAGCUGGCUCGCGACGCACCACGCGCUGUACAACACCCUCGAUCCCAUCUGCACCCUGGGCCACGACGAGCCGUGCCGCCUCGACGACGAUGCCGGCCAGCAGCCCGUCUGUCCGCACGUCCUGGGCGAGCCCGCGCGGCUGACGAGCACGCCCGUCUAUAACAUCCGGUACCCGACCGACGACCGAGUCCUCGCCGAGUCCACCGAUGUCGGGGCCGGCGGCGGAGAAGAGAGCGGCGGGAGGAGCCGACGCUUUGACUCGAUGGCAGCGCGUGCCUAG
Hirsutella rhossiliensis is the source of this 564-nucleotide messenger RNA. RefSeq lists its product as uncharacterized. Lineage: Eukaryota; Fungi; Ascomycota; Sordariomycetes; Hypocreales; Ophiocordycipitaceae. Bases 1 to 564 code for a protein of 187 amino acids. The record is from RefSeq and is a predicted model, not a curated record. The transcript is spliced from 2 exons.